Molecule: messenger RNA, 1005 nt
Organism: Lodderomyces parapsilosis
Lineage: Eukaryota; Fungi; Ascomycota; Pichiomycetes; Serinales; Debaryomycetaceae
Gene: SSU81
Product: osmosensor
Exons: 1
Coding region: 1-1005 (334 amino acids)
Biological process (GO): regulation of actin filament polymerization
Molecular function (GO): protein binding
Source: RefSeq, a predicted model, not a curated record
AUGGGAUUCAGGAUAUCUAAUCUCACGGGCGAUCCAUUCGCCAUGGCCACUAUUUCAUUUGGAUUGAUGUCAUGGAUAGUCUCACUAGGAGGUGCUGCAGCAUCUACACAGAGUGAGUUUCCUCAUUUCACAUGGUGGGGCAUUGCUUAUCAAAUUUGUAUUAUUUUCAUCAUUUGCUUGCUAUACAUUAAUAACAAUAUUGAACUUUACAAAUUCACAUUGGUUGGAUUGGUUAGUAUUGCAUUUAUUUACAGUACAAACUCAACCAAUAAUUUGAUUUAUAAUUCAAAUUCAUCAGGCAAUUUGUGUUGUGCUGCUGGUUGUAUCUUGCUGAGUAUUUUAAACUUGAUUUGGAUUUUGUACUUUGGAGGACAUCCCGAAUCGCCCACAAACCAAUUUAUUGAUAGUUUUAGUUACAGAAACCAUGCUCAUGAACAAUUGGGUCGUUCUCCAGCACUUAAAAAUGAAUCAUACGAAGAUGAUCUUGGAACAACUCAAGAAUUUAAACGAUUUGGAUCAAGUACCAACUUACCUUCAACAACGUCAAGAAGGUUGUCGAACCAAGGAUCUACUAAUAUGCUUGGUGAUAACAACAAUAAUAAUAGAUUGUCAUCGCAACCAACUAGUGGCUCCUUGCGUCCCACACAAGCUACAGGUUCGGCACCACUUGCACCAAACCAAGUUGGUACUUAUAAUAGCAGCAAUGGAGUACGUGAUUUACUCGGUGCUAAACCAACGCCCUAUUAUAAUGAUACGUCCACUGGUACAGGUACUGGAACUGGAACUGGUACUGGAACAGGAACAGGUACAGGUAUCACUUUUAGAUACAAGGCAAAGGCAUUGUACAGUUAUGAUGCCAAUCCAGAUGAUAUCAAUGAGAUUAGUUUUGUCAAGGAUGAGAUUCUAGAGGUUGACGAUAUAGACGGAAAAUGGUGGCAAGCAAGAAGAGUCAAUGGACAAGUUGGUAUUUGUCCAUCGAAUUAUGUCAAAUUGAUUGAUGCAUGA